Molecule: messenger RNA, 2898 nt
Organism: Hippoglossus stenolepis (Pacific halibut)
Lineage: Eukaryota; Metazoa; Chordata; Actinopteri; Pleuronectiformes; Pleuronectidae
Product: beta-galactosidase-1-like protein 2
Exons: 19
Coding region: 19-1944 (641 amino acids)
Biological process (GO): carbohydrate metabolic process
Cellular component (GO): vacuole
Molecular function (GO): beta-galactosidase activity
Source: RefSeq, a predicted model, not a curated record
ACCCUGCUGCCACUGUCCAUGUCACACACAUCCAUGGUUGUCCUGAGGAUAAGAAAUGUGCAGAAAAGGAAAUAUGCACUUAUCUGUCUGUGCAUUGUUGGAUUCAUCAUGUACUACAGACACCUCAGAGUGCCAGCAGGGGGAUGGAGGAUAAGCAGGAAAGUGGGCUUGAGCGCCAACGCCUCGCAGUUCACCCUGGGGGGAGAGCCCUUCCACAUCAUCGGGGGAUCCAUCCACUAUUUCCGUGUGCCCAGGGCCUACUGGAGGGACCGGCUGAUGAAAAUGAAGGCCUGUGGCAUCAACACACUUACUACGUAUGUGCCAUGGAGUCUGCACCAACCAGAGAGAGGAGCCUUCAACUUCCAAACACAGCUGGAUUUAGUAGCCUACAUCAGCCUUGCUGCUGAAUUGGAAUUGUGGGUAAUUUUACGUCCAGGGCCGUACAUAUCCUCUGAGCUGGACCUCGGAGGACUGCCGAGCUGGCUGCUCCGAGACGACAGCAUGAGACUGAGGACGACUUACGCAGGCUUCACUCAGGCUGUCAACACUUUCUUUGACAAACUUAUACCAAAAGUGGUUCCUCUGCAGUUUAAGAAAGGAGGUCCCAUUAUUGCAGUGCAGGUGGAAAAUGAGUAUGGAUCCUUUGCAAAGGAUGAAGGUUACAUGCUUUUUAUCAAAGAGGCUUUACAGUCCAGAGGGAUCAGCGAGCUCCUACUUACAUCAGACAACCGCAAUGCAUUGAAGUCGGGGGGUGUUAUUGGAGCCAUCAGAUCAGUGAAGCUGCAGAAGCUAAGUCAAAGAGACAUCCAGGAUCUGAAUGCUAUCCAGCCCAACAGCCCCGCUAUCGUCAUGGACUAUUGGACUGGCGGGUAUGACGUGUGGGGGGACCUCCACCAUGUGCUUCCUCCAGAGGAUAUGGUGUCCACCAUCAGGGAAAUCCUGAGACGAGGCAUGUCUGUCAACCUCUACAUGUUCCAUGGAGGCUCCAGCUUUGGCUUCAUGAGCGGAGCACUCACUAAUCCGUCCUACAAAGCACUGGUCCCCAGCUAUGAUUAUGAUGCUCCCUUGUCUGAAGCUGGGGAGUACACUCCAAAGUACCAUCUCCUUAGGGAUCUACUCCACCGCCUCAACAGAGGUGAGAGUUUCCCUGACCUGCCAGCCCUGCAUUACAGAGAGGCUUAUGAACCAGCUAUCAUGUACCAGCACCUGUCAUUAUGGGAUGCUCUGAGCUUCACUGAGGGACCAUUUAAGUCAGUCAGGCCAGUAAACAUGGAGAGUCUUCCUGUGAACAACGGGAAUGGCCAGUCGUUUGGGUACACGCUGUACGAGACCACCAUCACCAGCGGAGGAUCCUUGAAGUCUGGAGACAACGUCCGAGACAGAGCCUUAGUGUUUGUUGACAGAAACUACAUUGGCCUUUUCAAGCGCCAGAACGUGGAGCUGGCGGUUCCUGAUGGUAAGGAGCGGCGAACCUUGAGUUUACUGGUGGAGAACUGUGGACGAGUUCACCAGGGAAGGGACCUUGACAAACAACAUAAAGGCCUUCUGGGAGACAUUUUAUUAAACAAUAUUCCCUUGCGGAAUUUUACAAUAUACAGUCUGGAUAUGAAACCCAGCUUUAUUGAUAGUCUUUAUCAGGCACCAUGGAAAUCUCUUCCUGAGAAUCCCAGCUUCCCUGGAUUUUUCAUGGGGAGGAUGUUUGCGUACGGGUAUCCCAGUGACACUUUUGUGAAGCUGCCAGGCUGGGAGAAAGGGGUUGUGUUUAUCAAUGGGCUGAAUCUGGGCCGAUACUGGUCCAUUGGACCCCAGCAGGCUCUCUACCUCCCCAGUCCCUUUCUCAACAGUGGAAUCAACCAGGUCAUUGUGUUUGAGGAGCAAGAGGGAGACUACAAGGUCCAAUUUGAGGACACACCUGAUCUUGGCAUGGCAGCAGACAUCCAGUGACCGUCAUCAGCACCUGUGUGAACCUUGCAUUUGUGUAAAACGUGUUUAUCACAUCACAUCAAACCUUCCAAUUCAGAAACAUCACUGUUUAAGUCAUCUUCUUCUUCUUAUAUAAUACUUUAAAAUGCACAUAUAGACACAGCCAAACAUUUAACUUCACGCAUCAAAGACAGUGAGACAUAUUUGUAUGGGAGCAGUUUAUAGCUAUGUACAUACAGUACCUUUAGUUCCAGUGACAUAUUCUAUAGAGCAGAAUCACUGUGGACAUCACGUUUCCUCUGGAUUCCCAUAUAAAGGGGGAUAGUUUCUGUUUGAGGAUGGCUGUUAUAUGUCAUAGAAUUAGAUUUGUAUUGCUUGUGUGAAUAUUUUGAAUAUGUGUUGCGUGGCAGUUACUGAACAGGAAACAGCCUGUAAAACAACCACUGCAAACAAAAAUGUUGUGGGAAAAACAUGAGGUGGAGGCAGAAGUGGUGUGAACAGCUUUUAAAUGAAACACAAGCAGCAAUGUGGUGACAUCAGACUCUUACUUUAAAGUGACAAGUCUGAGAGUCUGAGAGAACAAUUAGUGUUUGUGAGCAGUGCCGCUGCAAGUCAGUGGGGUAUGAAAUCAUCGCUUGCCAGCCAGCCAUCCAUGGUGGGAAUAAUUAUACAUUGUAAUAUUUGAAAGGAUGCACAUCCAGUUUUUAGGCUAAUGGCUUCAUAUCCCAUUGUCUCUCACAACUCACAAGUAAAUAGUACCAGUUACACUGAAACAAUAAAUAAUUCUGAAGUGAAACAUUCGGUUCACUUUUUUAUAUUAGCUUAUUAAGAAAGCCUGAAUGCUGAAACUUCUUUUUAAAAUGAGUAGAGCUCAGUAGUACCACAGCAUGUCAGGAAAAAAGAAACUCCUUGAGUAAAAGACUGUAUGGAAUGUCAUUGUUUUUGCACAAUAAUAAAUCACUGUGUUUUUGAGUG